Messenger RNA from Amborella trichopoda, 4230 nucleotides. Its product is annotated as ARM repeat superfamily protein. The record is from RefSeq and is a predicted model, not a curated record. Gene Ontology annotation, biological process: RNA export from nucleus; protein export from nucleus. Gene Ontology annotation, molecular function: RNA binding; nuclear export signal receptor activity. Lineage: Eukaryota; Viridiplantae; Streptophyta; Magnoliopsida; Amborellales; Amborellaceae. Gene Ontology annotation, cellular component: nucleus; RNA nuclear export complex; cytoplasm.
CCCUCUCUCUCUAAAAAAGCCUCUCUCUUUCUCUCUCCUCUCUCUCUCUCUCUUUCGAAAAGCUUCCAAAAUUAGAGAGCGCAAAGCAGAAAUGUGUGCUCUCUUCUUUUAGUUUUCAAUGGGAAACAGAGUUGCAAAAGCUCAUAAUCUCUUUCCGUCCAAUCUGAUAAACCCUGAGCUUUUGGUAUUUUAGGGUUUUUGAAACGGGCUUGUUGGCAAUGGAAGAAGCUAACGAUGCCAGUAAUGUGGCUCGAGCUGUUUUUGCAGCACUGGAUUUGAACUCAAAUGACGAAACAAGAAGGGCUGCGGUUUCUUAUUUAGAAUCUAUGAAAGCUGGAGAUGUUCGCAAUUUAGCAAGCACAUCCUUCAAUUUGGUGAGAAAGGAGUGGGUUUCUGAGAUACGCUUGCAUGGAUUUAAAAUGCUACAGCAUUUGGUGCGACUGCGAUGGGAGGAGCUCACAACUGAUGAAAGGAGGAAUUUUGCCAGCCUAACAGUCAAUCUAAUUUCAGAGAUGGCAAGUCCGCAGGAACAAUGGGCACUGAAAAGUCAAACGGCAGCUCUCAUUGCUGAGGUAGUUAGGAGAGAGGAUUUUAGCUUAUGGCAAGAAUUGCUACCUUCAUUGCUUGGUACAUGUAAUAAAGGUCCCAUAGAGGCAGAACUAAUUGCCAUGUUGCUGAGAUGGCUUCCAGAGGACAUCACUGUUCAUAAUGAAGAUUUAGAAGCGGAUCGACGUAGACUUUUGCUGCGUGGGCUGUCGCAAUCUCUAUCAGACAUUUUACCUUUGCUAUACAGUUUACUUGAGAAACAUUUUGGGGCUGCUGUGAGUGAAGUGCAAAGAGGGCAAUUGGAUGUGGCAAGGAUGCAUGCUGCCGCAGUGACAGCUGCUCUUAAUGCUGUCAAUGCUUAUGCAGAAUGGGCUCCUGUAUGUGAUCUUGCGAAAUCGGGUCUGAUCAAUGCAUGUGGUUUCCUGCUCUCUUCUGUUGAGUUUCGUCUUCAUGCAUGUGAAUUCUUCAAGAUUGUUUCUCCCAGGAAAAAACCUCCUGAUGCAUCAGCUUCUGAAUUCGAGUUUCCCAUGAGGAAUAUCUAUCAGCUACUGAUGAGUGCAUCUAAAGAUUUCUUAUGCCGAUCGGACUCACAACCUUGUAGUAUUGACGAAAAUGAAUUUGAGUUUGCGGAAUGCAUCUGUGAAAGUAUGUCUUCAAUAGGAUGCAAUAACUUGUACUGCAUUGCUGGAGAUAGCUCUGUUCUUUCUCUUUACCUUGAACAGAUGUUGGGAUAUUUUCGACACUUCAAGCUGGCGCUUCAUUGCCAUUCAUUGCUCUUUUGGUUGGGGUUCGUUAGGGAAUCAGUGUCUAAGCCUAAGGCUUCUGUUCAAAUAUCUGGAGAUAGUGCAGGCUCUUCUUUUGGACAUUCUGACAAGGAAAAUAAAGGGCCUUUAAUUUCUAUUGGUGAUGAUUGUUGUAGUGCUAUUUUGGAUGUAUCAUUCCAGCGGUUGCUUAAGAAAAAUGUUCCUGCAACUACUUCAGGAGGGGUAUUGGAGUUAUGGGAUCAUGAGUUUGAAAGCAAGGAAUCAUUCAGCAGAUAUCGUUCUAGAAUUUUGGAGCUUGUUAGGAUACUUGCUUCUUACAAGCCGGUAGUUGCAGCUGUAAAGAUCUCUGAGAGGAUUGGCUUAGUAUUCAAGAGUUAUUCACUCACAUCACUACCUUCUCAGGACUUGAAUGAAAUGGAAGGCACCCAACUGGCUCUUGAAACGGUUGUCAGUGGGAUUUUUGAUGGGUCUACUGAAUCUGGUACUGGUUGUUCUCCUGAAGAUCAAGUCAUGUUGCACAGUAUAAUGGAAGAAUUACUUCGUAAUUUGAUUUCUCUUAAAUGGACGGAUCCUGCAUAUGUGGAAAUCCUUGGUCGGCAUUUAGAUGCAUUGGGCCCAUAUUUGAAGUGCUUUCCUGAAGCUGCUGGUGAGGUUGUUAAAAAGAUUUUUGAACUUAUAAUGACACUUCCAGUUGCCUCAAAGGAUCCUUCUACGGCUGGUUUUCGCCGAGCCAGAUUGCAGGUUUGCACAUCAUUUCUUCGGAUUGCCAAAGCCGCUGACAAAAGCCUUCUUUCUCUUAUGAAGAGUAUUGCUGAUACCAUGGCUUAUCUCCAAGGUGAGGGAUCUCUACAUCGUGGAGAGCAUAAUCUUUUGGGGGAAGCAUUUCUUGUCAUAGCUUCUGCUGCUGGGAGUCAACAGCAGCAAGAAGCUUUGGCCUGGUUGCUCGAACCCUUCAGCAAACAAUGGACACAGCUGGAUUGGCAAAAUUUAUAUUUGGCUGACCCUAUGGGUAUUGUGCGUCUAUGUUCAGAUUCAGAUCUCAUGUGGUCAAUUUAUCAUUCUGUUGCAUUCUUUGAGAGAGCCCUCAAAAGAAGUGGACAAGGAGGGUCAAGAAGAAGCACUCCGAUUCAGCAAAAUAAUUCAUCAACAAGCUCUGAAUCCAACUCUGUCCAUCCAAUUGCACCUCAUAUAUCAUGGAUGUUGCCUCCACUAUUAAGGUUGCUUCGCUGUGUGCACCCUCUCUGGUCUCAAUCCAUUGUUCAAUGUUUGCCGGGACAACUAAGGAGUGCAAUGAAUAUAUCUCAAGCUGAGCAAGUUAGUCUUGUUGGAGAUGUGUUAUCUAAAUCUGCAAAGGAGGUGCCACCUUUGUCUGAUGGGGCUCAGAAUCCAAGUGAUGCAAAUAAGGCGGGACACACUUUGGAACCUAAUGAAAGUGACAUUAGAACCUGGCUUAAAGGCAUCAGAGAAAGUGGGUACAAUGUAAUUGGCCUAUCAGCAAGCAUUGGGGAUUACUUUUUCAGAUGCUUAGAGAGCCAAUCUGUUGCCAUAGCACUUAUGGAGCACAUAGAAUGUAUGGAGUUCAGGCAUAUACGCCAGCUCAUACACUCAACGUUGAUUCCUUUAAUAAAAUCAUGCCCUGUGGAUUUAUGGGCUGAAUGGCUAGAAAAACUUCUUCCACCACUAUUUAGACAUUGUCAGCAGGCUCUUUGCUGUUCAUGGUCCAACCUUGUACAUGAAGGAAGAGCAAAGGUUCCAGAUAUCUGUAGAAAUCAUUCUGAAAUGGAUUUGAGGCUGGAGGUGUUGGAGGAGAAGCUGCUUCGAGACCUGACUCGUGAAAUAUGUGUUUUGCUCUCGGUGCUGGCUUCACCACCGCUCAAUAAAGGGCUCCCUUCUCUUGACCAACCUGGUAGCACCAACCGCAUGGAGUUGUCUUCUCUAGAUGAGGCAGAUGCAAUCGUUUCGAACUCUUUGUUUGGCUUUGCCUUGAAGCACAAGGAUUUGGCUGUUCCUGCCCUACAAAUAAGUAUUGAUACCCUUUCACGGCCAGAUGGGGAAGCCGUCUCCAAGGUUCUUGUGUUUUGUGGAGCCACUGUUAUUCUAGCUGCUCUUUCAACAAAUAAUGCGGAACUCAGGGAGUUUGUUGCGAGAGACUUGUUUGCUGCUGUGAUUCAAGGCUUAACAUUGGAGUCAAAUGUCAACAAUAGUGGAGAGCUUGUCAGUCUUUGUCGUGAAAUAUUUGUCCAUCUAGCUGACAGAAAUCCUGGGCCCAAACAGGUUUUACUAUCUCUACCCUCUAUUACAUCAAAUGAUCUGCUUGCCUUUGAAGACGCCCUUGCUAAAACUUCCAGUCCUAAAGAACAAAGGCAACAUAUGAAAAGUUUGCUUCUAUUAGCUGCUGGGAACAAUUUGAAAGCCCUCAGUUCUCAGAAAAAUAUCAAUGUUAUAACAAAUGUUUCUCCCAAACUGCGGAACCCAGCCCCGAAUGUCAACGCUGGUGUUGUAGAUGGUGAUGUGAUAGGCUUGGCAGCUAUAACGUGAGACAUGGUUCUGGACCUGCUUAUGUACAGCAUUGUGUACAGAAAGGAACAUGCAAUAGGAUACACAUUCUCAGAGAGAGAGAGAGAGAAGGUUUUCCAGUGGGUGAUUCCGUGCCGGGGAACUCCUGGAGCUUAUUUAUCCUCUGCUUCACUUUUUUUUGUGUUUGGCAGUCCGGCAUUUUUGGCUUGUUUAUUUUAUCAUGUUUGAUGAGCACUGAGGAACGUACGGAUGGGAUCACUCAGAACAGUUACUUAGAAAUAUGGUUUGAGUUUUUGGUCAGCAUUUUCAUGGUGGGCUGAAUAAUGCUCUUUUUAGGGAUCUUAUUAUUAUUAGAUUUUAUUAUUUUAAUGUAUUGGCGAGUUUCAUGUUUGUAGUACCGAAA